Molecule: messenger RNA, 769 nt
Organism: Eucalyptus grandis
Lineage: Eukaryota; Viridiplantae; Streptophyta; Magnoliopsida; Myrtales; Myrtaceae
Exons: 2
Coding region: 1-630 (209 amino acids)
Biological process (GO): regulation of DNA-templated transcription; endosperm development
Molecular function (GO): DNA-binding transcription factor activity; protein dimerization activity
Source: RefSeq, a predicted model, not a curated record
AUGCCCUCCACUCUCCUCCGCAGCGGAAGUGAACACUCCAGAGACAGACAUUGUUUAGUUAGGCACGGGACUGGUGCGGAGCUUUCAGGGGAGUUUGUUAUGGAAGGUGGCGGGGAGACCGCCAAUGUCACGGAGGGGUCCGGCCUGAGGAAGCGCGGGAGGGCGGAGUGCGAUGGUCCAGGGAGACACGACGGCCCGAAGAGAGACAAGUGCAGGAGGGACAAUAUUGCCGAGCUGUACUUGAAGCUCCGUCCUAUGGUCCCCGGCGUGUGCCCCAAGGCUCCAAGGGCAGAACUUUUGCGGGAAGCGUUUCUUUACAUCAAGUUCCUUGAAGAGGAGAGGGUAAGGUUGGAGAAGCUGAAGAUGUCGUCGGCCCAAGUAAUAGCCAACAGCUCAUCGAUUAGCGUUGCUUUGUCCGACACCAACCUCGCUGUCUUUGCAAUCACAUCGUCUGUCCGACGAAAUUUGGUGACCAACAUCAUUAGUGUCUUCGGCCAACAUCAAGCAGAAAUUCUUGCUGCUAAUGUCAUGGCUCAGGAAGGGUGGAUGAGUAUGACAGUGACGGCUUCCGUGAAUGAUGUGGCAGACGGUGCUAUUGAGAAGAUUAAGCAGGACAUUCUCAUGGUGUGAACCAUGUAAGGGUCUUGAUUUCGUACACUUAGAUUAGAUCUCAUGUUUUUCUGCAUAUAUAUAGGGAAAUAGGAAGGAAGGAAAUGUGUGUGAUUCUCAGUAAAAGCAUUAUUAUCAUAGUAAAGAAGCACUAACUCCU